AUGGACCAAGACAUAUAUCAACUCAAGGUCCAUCCUUGGCGCGAGGUGCUACUGAUGCGCGCUACCGGCUACCCAAUAUUCAUCACAAGCUCCUUGCGGUUCACCUUUGCGAUUUAUGCUAUUGGCACACGGCGUGCUGAUUACAGUUAUCCAUUUCCAUAUAGAGCUCCAAACGGCUCGGGGAUCUUCGCAUAUCCUCAGCCUGUGUCCGACGAGCGAUACGUUGACUACGGCCUCGCUCAGUUCGAUAGCCAAGCACACGCCGUUGAUUCUCUCCUCUGUGUCUACAUGGUUCUGAGCCUAGUUGACUGGUUCCCGUCCUGGGUCUUAGCAAGAUACAAACAUAAUCCCGUUUGGGCGAACGGGUGGACGUCAAGAGUGGUUAUACUCGCUCACGCACUCGUACCUGCUGUGCAUUUGGCGAUCGCUGUCACUUGCCAAGUCCUAUUUGCGGCGCUAGUUAAUAACUGGCUGAGUUCACCACGAAUUCAAGACUUGCUAGAUAGGUGGGAGGAGCUGGGUAGACAGCCAUGGGGACCAGACACGCCCCUCCCUCCAGACCUCCCGCCGCCGCCACCGCCUCCUCCACGAGGUGACUACGUUAGCAAGAACCCAAAGGAAGUAGAGAUAGAUCCCGUUGUCACUUGUGUGUUGGCGUUUUUCGUGCUCUCUAUCAUAGAUGUCUUUACUCGUUGGGCCAAGCUUCUUACCCUGCGAGUUGUCCCAACAUCCUGGAGAUUUCCCGAUUCUAUCACUGUUUGUCAUCGACCCGUCCCUUCUGAUAGUCCUCACUAUCUCGAGGAAGACCGCAGAGAAUGGGAUGGACCUAUAGCCGCCAUGUUCCAAAAGCAGCAUAGUCGGAGAUUGAGUUUUGAGCGUUGUACCGCUCAGACGGCUGGCACAGCUCCUCAGUCUUCAGGAAAUGUAACUACGACGUUGAAUCCACCCCGGGGUCACAGCAAACCCCUUCUUUCGGGGAAUGUGCCUCUUGCUCCGAUUCUCCUUCGCGAUGGCCUCCGGAUCCCAAGGGAAUACCAAAAGCUCUUUCUCCACUACUUCGUCGGCUACAUACAAUGGGAAAUAGUACUUGGCUUUUCCACAAUUGAGCUUGUUCUCAAUACGGUCUACCUGGUACUUUUGCUGAGGUCCAAUCGCGUGUGUAACAGGUAA
Messenger RNA from Fusarium subglutinans, 1170 nucleotides. RefSeq lists its product as uncharacterized. NCBI's taxonomy places the organism in Eukaryota, Fungi, Ascomycota, Sordariomycetes, Hypocreales, Nectriaceae. The transcript has a single exon. The record is from RefSeq and is a predicted model, not a curated record. The coding region runs from base 1 to 1170 and encodes 389 amino acids.